Nicrophorus vespilloides is the source of this 3610-nucleotide messenger RNA. RefSeq names its product protein MCM10 homolog (gene Mcm10). Gene Ontology annotation, cellular component: nucleus; replication fork protection complex. Gene Ontology annotation, molecular function: single-stranded DNA binding; DNA replication origin binding. NCBI's taxonomy places the organism in Eukaryota, Metazoa, Arthropoda, Insecta, Coleoptera, Silphidae. The record is from RefSeq and is a predicted model, not a curated record. Gene Ontology annotation, biological process: DNA replication initiation; DNA replication. Bases 100 to 3465 code for a protein of 1121 amino acids. The transcript has 6 exons.
UCAUAACAUAGUUGUCAGCGUUUGGCGCUAAAAAUAUUGGACCUUUAAUCCAACCUUUGAAAGUGUAGUGAAAACAAGUCAACUUAAGUUAAGUGCAACAUGAGUGAUGAUUUAGAAAUUGAUUCACUCCUAGACUCAGUAUGCCAAGAGCUAGAGGAAUCACCAACACCAACUUUAAAACCAAUUAGCAAAGAUAACGAGGAUGAGAUAUUUUUGAAUUCAAUAGAUAACUUCGAGAAGUCCCAAGGCACAUCAAGACAAAAAAGUAACUUGAGUGCAAAGAAGAUUAGAGAUCCCAAAAGUGUAGUGCAUGCUGGUGAAACUGAUAGUUCAGAUGACGAAGAAAAUAGGAAUCAUGAGUAUAAGUACAAUGAGUGUGGCAAGUCAAUUAAGGAAUUGCUUCAAACAGAAGGAAACAGCAGUGAAAGAAAUCCCUCAGCAAUGUCCACUUGGACUUCAAAACGCCAAUUGGGUUUGCCAGAGAAAAAACCAGAUCUUUCUAAAGAAGUCUUUACUGAUCCUCUAUUUGGAAUCAGGAUUGUGAAGCCACUUAUCUCACAAGCUUUGAUCAAAGAAAGGAUGAGCGGACGCGAGGCGAUAUCCAUGAGUCAAGUAUCGAGAUUCUUACUCAGAGUGAAUCCGCAAAGUGACUGGGUGAUCGCCGGUGUUAUAGUCCAUAAAUUAUCCAAAACAUCGCAAAAAGGAAAGCCGUUCGCGAUUUGGACUUUGAGCGAUCUUCACGGCGAGUUAAAAACCGUUUCAGUAUUUCUCUUCAGCAGUGCUUACAAUGAAAUGUGGAAGUUGCCUGUGGGCACAGUUAUUGGGAUAUUAAAUCCUAAUGUGUUUGAUAAGAAGGAUGGAUCCAAGGAUGAAGCUUGUUUAAGUGUGGAUAAUUACCAGAGGGUAAUGAUAUUUGGACAAUCCAAGGAUUUGGGAACGUGCAAGAGUAAAAAGAAGAGCGGUGAGCAAUGCACGGCUUUCGUGAAUACGAAUAAAUGCGAAUUCUGCAUUUUUCACAUUAAGCAAGAGUAUCAGAAGUGCAGCGGAGGUAGAUCCGAGCUGCAGGCGAAUUACACUGGACGUGGUCUCACUGCGCUGAGGAAUAAAGUCUUGGGUAAAAACGAGGUGUUUUAUGGUGGAAAGUCUUUUAGCGCUGUUCCCGCUGCGAAGAGUAAAAAGUUAGCAGCCAAAGACCAAAACAGGAUCAAUUUAUUAUCAGGAAUGGCUCCUCUUGUUCCUGCAGUCAACAAUAUUAAAACAAGUAAUGCUCCUAGGGUGAAAUCGGCUGUGAGAUUGGAGUCUUCUCCUGCGCAAAGAGCCAAAGAUCUUGAGCUACUGAAGAGACUUGGUGGCGAAAUUACGACUACAACGAGCGAUGUCCUCGGUCUUCCAAAACCCAACGUCUUGAGUAAACCUCUGAGUUCUGAAGUUACUUUAGAGGAAUCCAAAACUACUGCUAUUAGUGUGAUACAGAAGUUGAAAGCUAAAAACGCAGCAGAAAAAGCACCACCUGCUGAAAAAGAACCAAUUAGAAAGGAACCAGCGAAACCGAAAAACAUAGAACUUCAAGCGUUCGAUAUUCCUCUACUUUCUGGUUUAGGCGAGGAAACGGUGGAUCUCUCGUCGCCAAUUUCCAAGAAGCACGUCGAUCGGGCGAAGAUGAACGCUUUGAAAUGGGUGCAACGUAACGGACCUUUAAAAGCAGAGGAUCCCAACAGCGUUAAAGACAAACGCGGAAAGAAACGCGCUUUGGAGGUAUCCGAACGGGUGGAAACGGAUCCGAAGAAAGCGAAAAUCCAGAACAACGAAUUUUUCUCGGAACGCUUCAAGAAAAUGAUGGCAGCCACAUCAAAGCACAUGGAUUUGCUGGAGGCGCAUCAGAACGAAGAGCAGGAGAAGUAUUUCAAUAAAUUGGAGUUGAAGGAGCGGAUGGAGGAGAAAAUGUCGAACACCUUUAAGGUUGAAUGCAAAGCUGUGAAAUGCUUGAAAUGUAAAUAUACGAAUUUCUCCGCGUCGGAUUUGUGCAAGCAGGAGAAGCAUCCUCUGAAAGUGUUCGACGCUUUCAAGAGGUUCUUCAAGUGCGGCGAUUGCGGCAACAGAACUGUCAGUUUGGAUAUAGUGCCGAUACGUGGAUGCAAAAAUUGCGGCAGUGGCAAAUGGGAGAAGACUAGUAUGAUGAAGGAGAAAAAAGUUACUGCGAUGCAUUCGCUAUCAAUACGAGGGGGUGAACAGAAGUUCGCCAAUUCCGUUGCAACAAACGCGAGUCUCGAUUUGCUGGUUUGCAAAAAAUUCAAUGAUGUUGGAAGCAACCUGCUUUCUAGAGGAUUCAUGCAGAUUGAAAAGAAGCAUGCUGCGAUCUUCAAGCGCGUUAAGUCGAUGCUGCCGAGGAGGGAAUCCGAACGUAGAGUUCAUCCACUCUUCAGACACUGCGACAUUCUAUCCGCUGUCGAAACGAGAAUAAGCAUGUUGAAUAUGACCUACAUGAAAUACAUACAGAACAAUUUGUGCUGCUUUAACCCUGGGAAGGUUUUGGAUGAAUUGGACAGGGUUUUGGGUAUUGUCGAGAAAUCCGGAACACCUCCAAAGACUCAUGAGAUCUUGCAGGAACUGCGCGAUAUAAGUAGCAUGGCUAUGGAGUACUUUGACGAGAAGAUACUGCCUACAAUAAAAUGCCAUACGACAAGCUCAUUGAUGUCAUUCGCACCGUCAGUUUCUCGAGUGCCAAAAGUAUAUGUUGUACAGCCGGGUGUGCAGGAGGAGGUUCUCAAAGUAGCAAAGCUCAAUAAGAAACAGAAGGAGCAAAUAAUGUGCUUAUCCAAGAUCGUCCACAAACUAUACAACAAGAUUGAGAAACAGAGCGUGACGAUCAAACAUCAGACGAAUCUCAUACAGGAACACGAGACCAAGCUGAAGGAGCAGGCGGGAAAAUUGCAGGAACAAGACUCCGCCAUUUGCAGCAUCCAGAAGCAGAUGAGCGAAUGGGACCAGAAAUUCUCAGAUCUGAACACAGAGGUAGCAAAAUCUCAGGACGUUUUGGCUCGUUCGGUCUUUGCACCCGAACCAUUGCUGAGCUCUCACCCAUCGAACAGAACGUUCACGAGGCCCAGGCUGUCCCAUACAAAAACGCCGAACGCGUAUCUCAUGGAGUUGGAGCGUAAGAGGAAGUCGAGCAUGGAAAUCGAUAUUCCGCAUAAGCUCAGGUUCAUAACUACACCGAAUUUAUCUGGACUGAAUUUGAAAGAUCACGUUAACAUGAAGAUCGACGAGAACAUAACGCAGAACAUUUCGCAGAAUAUAAGACGGGGCCAAUUACCUGGAGAAAAACUGAAGCAGCAUGACGUCGUCGGUGAAUUGGGGAGCUUCAUAAGUUCUUCCAUUGAGGCUAUAUUGAAGAAUCCGCUGACCGGAAUUAAGUCCAGGAAGCGCCGUUCUGCGGAUGACUUGGAUUUGAGUGGUUUAGAUUAAUCACGCUCUCCAUUUAACAAUAAAAACUCAAUGUGAUAAGUGUUAAUGCAACUAUUUUCUAUUAUAGGCAACUAUUUUUAAUUGUAGGCUUCACUAUACAAAAUAGAUUGUUGCAAUAAUUAGAUAUAUACAUAUAUAAUAUACU